AUGAGCAGGUUCACGUACCGCAAUCUCUACAAUCUCAAAACCCCGGAAAAGUCGUUCGACUCGCCCAUGGCCUGCAUUGUGCACUUGGACAUGGACGCCUUCUUCGCCCAGGUGGAACAGGUGCGUCUCGGUCUUCCUCCAGGCACUCCGGUGGCGUGUCGACAGUGGGACGGACUGAUUGCUGUGGGCUAUGCGGCUCGAGCGUCGGGAAUCACGCGUCAUAUGAGAGCUCCGGAGGCCCAAAAGCUGUGUCCUAAUUUGGUUAUGGCCCAUGCAGCUUCUUUCAAACGAGGAGAAGACAUGUGGGAGUACCAUGCCAAUCCCUCGGCGGACGACUACAAAAUCUCUUUGGAUCCCUAUCGACAGGCUGGAAAGAAGGUGCUCAACAUUGUCAAGCAGUACUCUUCGGUGGUGGAGAAGGCCAGUGUUGACGAAAGUUAUCUCGACCUGGGCCCUCGGAUCUUCAAUGAGAUCAUGAUUGCAUUUCCUCAAUUGCAGCUUCUGGACAAUGAUCUGGACAAUUUCCUGCCCGCUCCACCCCGUGCCCAUGAGCUGAAGAUCAGAGGAUACAACUGGGACGGUCUGGGAGUGCUGGAAAUCGUCACUGAUGUGUCACGAUUCGAUCCUGAUAUCAGAGUUCAUGACGAUACCAUGGUGACGGACUGGGACGACCUGGUUCUCAUGUUUGGCGCCAGAAUAUCCAAACGGAUGCGAGAACAAGUCUAUGAAGAGCUCAAGUACACUUGUUCGGCUGGUAUUGCGCGCUGUAGAAGCGUGGCCAAGCUGGCUAGUGCACAAAACAAACCCAACAAUCAAACGGUGGUCAGAGCAGGAGCUCUCAACAACUACCUGAAAAAGAAGAGUCUGACAGACAUUGGAGGAAUGGGGGGAAAGCUGGGAGAGGAGGUUUUGGAGAAGCUGGGGCUGGAUAAGGAAAGCAAGGACAAUAUCACCCAAGUCCAGGCCUUGUCGAAACAACAGUUGCAACAGAAGCUGCAGAAUGCUUCUCUCACAGAAAAAGUGUUUAAUCUGGCACGUGGAAAUCUGUAUCGAGGACUCAAGACGCGAAUUGAGCUCAAGUCGAUGCUUUCAGCCAAAAACUUUGCCAGAGUGCCCUUGAAGGAUCGAAAGGAAGCAGAGUUAUGGCUGGUUGUGUUUGCAGGAGAGCUGGCUAUGCGUAUUGUGGAGCAUGAAAAAGAGCUGGGCACCUGUAGGCGUCCCAGAACGGUGUCUCUUCAACAUGCUCGGUUCAAACCGAUGGUGAAGCGGUCUAGACAGCAAGACUUGCCAUUGGUACACACUAAUAAGCUGAAGGAGGAGUUAUUUGCUGCUGGUGUCAAGCUGCUCAAGCUGAUUGAGAAUGAGCCUGAGCACGAUGCAUAUCCCAUAUCCAUGCUUUCUCUGUCUGUCACUGGGUUUGUGGAGCUUCCAGCGGGUGCCUCUAUUGGACAUUUCUUCAAGACCAUCACCACAGAGGCUCGAGAGAAGGCCGCGGUGGAGAAGACCAAGGCUCAGCAGGUCAACACAUUGUGGAACAAGCCCAAGGAGGAGAAGAAGAGCUCGGGUAAGGACAUCACGCAGUUCUUUGCCAAGAAGCCCAAAGAGAAGAAGGAUUCUGAUGAGACAACCAAGAAGCCAGAAGCAUCCGACCCCGAAGUGAAGAAACCUCUGAGUUCUGAAGCUAAUGAUUACAACUCCUCUUCGCUAUUCGUGUUCAGUGACGAUGAGAUGGACGAGUACAUUGACACCUUCACUUGCCCGAAGUGCGACAAAAAGUACCCCAUCGAUGAGGAGAUGGAGCACAGUGACUGGCAUGUGGCUGUGGAGUUGAGCAAGGCCAAUCGACCUGAACCCAAGCCUUUGAAGGUCGUCAAGCCCAAGGGGAAGAGAAAGGGAGAUCGUCAGGCGAGGUUGGCCUUCUAG
Yarrowia lipolytica CLIB122 is the source of this 1923-nucleotide messenger RNA. RefSeq lists its product as uncharacterized. Gene Ontology annotation, cellular component: site of double-strand break; replication fork; nucleus. The record is from RefSeq and is a predicted model, not a curated record. Gene Ontology annotation, molecular function: DNA-directed DNA polymerase activity; damaged DNA binding. Lineage: Eukaryota; Fungi; Ascomycota; Dipodascomycetes; Dipodascales. Gene Ontology annotation, biological process: response to radiation; error-prone translesion synthesis.